AUGGAUCUGUUGAGAAGGCCUAAUGCUAAUAUGGCCUUGUUGCUUCUUAGUAUUUUAUUCAUCAAAACUUGCAACAACCAUAACUACUUGGCUCUGGCCUCGCCUUCCGGAGGCGUCAUGGGAGGGAGUUUCUUUGACGAUUCGGAUUCUUCGUCCUCGCAAUCAUCUUUGAAUGAUCAUUCACAUUAUCAACAUUAUGAUUCUUCUCAACCUUCUGUUGAUGAUAACACUCCAAGUAACAAUGAUGAUGGAGGGGUUCCAAGCGUGUUUCUAUUCUUCAUGUUUGGUUUGGUUUUGGUUGGAUUAUGUAAACACAGAAAUGGAAAUGCAAUUUCUGUGAUCAAGAUUCAGGUUGCAAUGUUAGGUGGGAAGAAGGGAAGCUCAAUACAAAGGGAUCUAACUAGGAUUGCCCAAGCUGCAGAUACAUCUUCUCCAGAAGAGACAAUAUUAGCUUUGCAUCAGAAUCCUGGUUACUGUAUUUCAGGAUAUUCAUAUGUGGAUCUUAAGCUGAGUAGGGAAGAUGGAGAGAAAUGCUUCACUCAAUUAUCACAUGAAGAGAGAGCCAAAUUUGACAAAGAGACAUUAGUCAACUUUAAUGGCAAAGAGAAGAUUAGUACAAGAAACCAGAGUGCUAAUGUGUUCAUCAAUGAUGAUGAGUACACAUUGUUGGAUGAGGAAAAGAAACCUGAAGAAGAGAAGAAACUACUUCUCAAUGGGUUUGGGAAUGAGUUCAUAGUGAUAACAAUUUUGGUAGCUGCUAAAGGAACACAUAAGCUUCCAAGUAUCAAUGGAGCUGAAGAUUUGAAGAGAACAUUACAAAAGCUUAGAUCCCUUCUAUCAAAACACUUACUAGCUGGGGAGGUGCUAUGGACUCCACAAAAAGAUGAUGACACACUUUCUGAAGAGGAACUAAUUGAAGAUUACCCAAAAUUAGCAAAGUCCAUGGGAAAUUUUCUGGCUAAGAAAAAGGAAUAA
Arachis stenosperma is the source of this 975-nucleotide messenger RNA. RefSeq lists its product as uncharacterized. The transcript has 7 exons. The record is from RefSeq and is a predicted model, not a curated record. The coding region runs from base 1 to 975 and encodes 324 amino acids. Gene Ontology annotation, cellular component: chloroplast. NCBI's taxonomy places the organism in Eukaryota, Viridiplantae, Streptophyta, Magnoliopsida, Fabales, Fabaceae.